Molecule: messenger RNA, 1453 nt
Organism: Brassica rapa (field mustard)
Lineage: Eukaryota; Viridiplantae; Streptophyta; Magnoliopsida; Brassicales; Brassicaceae
Product: zinc finger CCCH domain-containing protein 49
Molecular function (GO): metal ion binding
Source: RefSeq, a predicted model, not a curated record
ACAACAGCAAAUCAAUCAGAAAGAAAGAAAAGAAAAAAAAACUCAGACGAGUGUGAUUGAUAAAGAUGAUGAUCGGAGAUACUCGCCGGACUUAUCCAACGGUGGAGAUUCCAACGUGGCCCGUUUCCGAAGAUUUUACGGCGGGGGAUGUUUACUCUCCCGUGAUGAACAGUCCAGAUUGCAGCAUGCUUGAAGCUCUCGCGGCGCUGCAGCGUUACUUACCCUCUAACGAACCGGAUCCGGAUUCCGACCCGGAUCUAUUCGGCCCGGACUCUCCUAUCGACGCCUACUCAUGCGACCAUUUCCGCAUGUACGACUUCAAAGUCCGGAGGUGCGCUCGCGGCCGGAGCCACGACUGGACGGAGUGUCCGUACGCUCAUCCCGGAGAGAAGGCUCGCCGGAGAGAUCCGAGGAAGUACAGCUACUCCGGGACGGCUUGUCCCGAUUUUCGCAAAGGCGGUUGCGUUAAAGGAGACUCGUGCGAGUUCGCUCACGGUGUUUUCGAGUGUUGGCUCCAUCCGGCUCGUUACCGGACUCAGCCGUGUAAAGACGGCGGUAACUGUCGCCGGAGAGUUUGUUUCUUUGCUCACUCGCCGGAUCAGCUUAGGUAUCUCCCGAAUCGAAGCCCUGAUCGUGUUGAUUCAUUCGACGUUUCGUCUCCGAUGCGUCAUUCGUGCGCCAGAGCGUUUCAGCUGUCGAUUUCGCCGGUUUCCGGGUCGCCGCCGGUGAGUCCUAGAGCUGACUCGGGGAGUCAGUCGCUGAGUCGUUCACUCGGGUCUAACUCUAUAAACGACGUCGUGUCUUCGUUUAGGAACUUACAGUUUGAGAAGGUGAAAUCAUUUCCUCCGUCUUACAACAAUCCGUUACGUUGCUAUCAAUCCGGAUUCGGGUCGCCCCGAGGAUCCAUCUUGGGUCCUGGGUUUCAGAGUCUCCCCACAACCCCAACCCGACCCGGAAAUAUGGAUAUCUGGGAGAAUGGUAUAGAGGAAGAGCCCGCAAUGGAGCGGGUCGUAGAGUCGGGUCGUGAGCUGCGAGCAAAGAUGUUUGAGAAACUGAGCAAGGAGAAUUGCAUGGAUCGGGUUGAACCGGAUCCGGAUCAUAAUUCGGGUGAAGGUCCCGAUGUAGAGUGGGUAUCUGAGCUGGUGAUGUAGGAGGACAAGAUCCGAACUGUACCCGGAUCUCAAAUAUCGGCUUUUUUUCUGGGAUCUCUUCUAAGGAAAAGAGGAGGAGAUCUAGAAGUGUGUUCAUAUUAUUAUUUACUAAUUUCGCAUUAUCCGGUAAUAAUAUAUUAAAUAUGGAUUUUUGGGGAGGCUUUUUCUGAGCUUUGGAAUCUUGUUUGUAUAGAUGUGCCUAGGGUUUUAAUUACGGAAUAUUAAUAUAUAUUAUUAAAUAUUCUAUCGUGUUUAUUAAGACUAUAUGGUUAAAUGUAACGACUUGUUUAUUAUUCAGUAAA